Hemiscyllium ocellatum (epaulette shark) is the source of this 5805-nucleotide messenger RNA. RefSeq lists its product as uncharacterized. The transcript has 15 exons. NCBI's taxonomy places the organism in Eukaryota, Metazoa, Chordata, Chondrichthyes, Orectolobiformes, Hemiscylliidae. Gene Ontology annotation, cellular component: external side of plasma membrane. Gene Ontology annotation, biological process: immune response. The record is from RefSeq and is a predicted model, not a curated record. The coding region runs from base 130 to 2184 and encodes 684 amino acids.
UGAUCAAAUUUCCAUCCAACUUGGAGAAUGGAUUCACUACAGACGUUUUUCUUUGUCAUUUCCAGUCCAUUAUCAGCAGCUUUUAACCCAAUCCGUUUUUGAUGGGAAUAGGGAGAGUGGAUUCCCAGAAUGUUGCUGAUCCUUCUCUCCAUCUCCCUGUGUUUUUCCCGGGUCUCUCCCGACACCCACUCACUGACUGUGAUCUACACGGCAGUCUCUGGCAUUAAGGAUUUUCCGGAGGUGACUAACAUUGCGAUAGUCAAUGGAGUUCAACUCAAUUACCAUGACACUAAUGUUCGUCGGAUGGUCCCCAGACAGCAGUUCAUGGUGGACUAUUUUGAUGCAGAAUACUGGCAAUAUCUCACAGGUCUCGGGAAUACACGAUCAGACAUGGCAAAGGAGAAUCUGAAUACAAUGAUGCAAAGUACUAACCAGACAUCUGGAAUUCACACAUUUCAAUGGAUAACAAUUGUUGAAAUCACUGAUGACGGCUCUAUUAAGAGAUCGAUGCGAGUUGGAUUUGAUGGAAAGGAUUACCUCAGCUUAGAUUCAGAUAGAAUGAGAUGGAUCGCAACCAAUCACAAUGCAGUAAAGACUAAAGAGAAAUGGAAUGCUGAUGAAUCCUGGAACAAAUAUUGGGAAACACAUCUCGAGCAAGGGUUUGUUCAGGAUUUAAAGAGAUAUUUGCAAGCUGGAAAGCAGUAUUUUGGAAGGAAAGUUCAGCCUGAAGUGUUCAUCUCCAGGAGGGAGCCCAAUGGUCAGGACAAGCCGCUCACUCUCUCCUGCCUGGUCACUGGGUUUUAUCCUGUAGACAUCGAGGUGACCUGGCUAAGGAAUGGAGAGGUCAUGUCUGAGACCCAAUCCUCAGGGGUUCGACCGAACCACGAUGGGACCCAUCAGAUCCAGAAAGAGAUUGAGAUCAAUGCUGGGGAUGAGGAUCAGUACUCCUGUCAAAUUGAACACAGCAGCCUGGCAGAGGCCCAGCUCUAUCAGUGGGAAGUCCUGAAAAACAGUGCAGGAUAUGCUCAUCUUGGAAUUGUGAUUGGAUUAGUCGCUGCAAUGGCUGCAAUAUUCGGAAUAAUCAUCUGGAAAAAACCCUGGAAAGGUUCACCAGGUGGGACCUACACAACAGCUCCCACUUCUGAUAUGUCUGUUCCAGCUCCUUCAUAUGCUAACACAUUUUCAGUGAUCUUCACAGCAGUCUCUGGCAUUUAUGAUAUGCCUGAGGUUAUUGGGAUUGCAAUGGUCAAUGGAAUCCAGAUUGAUUAUUUUGACACCAAACUCAAUCAGACCGUCCCUAAAUUGCAGUUCAUGGCAGACACUUUUGGUGUUGAAUACUGGAAAUAUAUCACAAGUCUCGUGAAGACACGAUCAGACAUUGCAAAGCAGGUUCUGGAUACAAUGAUGAAAAGUACAAACCAGACAACUGGAAUUCACAUUUUUCAAUGGAUUAGGAGUGUGGAGGUGAAUGAAGAUGAUAAAGUCAGCAGAGGUUCCACAAAGAGAUCGAUGCGUUUUGGAUUUGAUGGAAACGACUAUAUCAGCCUUGAGCCAGACAGAAUGAGAUGGGUUGCUUCCAAUGACAACGCAGUGAAGAUAAAGGAAAAAUGGGAUUCUGAUGAAUCCUGGAACAAAUUAUGGAAAGAGCAUCUGGAAGAAGUAUGCGUUCAGUAUUUAAUGAGAUAUUUGCAAGCUGGAAAAAAAUACUUCAAAAGGGAAGUUCAGCCUGAAGUGUUCAUCUCCAGGAGGGAGCCCAAUGGUCAGGACAAGCCACUCACUCUCUCCUGCCUGGUCACUGGGUUUUAUCCUGCAGACAUCGAGGUGACCUGGCUAAGGAAUGGAGAGGUCAUGUCUGAGACCCAAUCCUCGGGGGUACGACCGAACCACGAUGGGACCCAUCAGAUCCAGAAAGAGAUUGAGAUCAAUGCUGGGGAUGAGGAUCAAUACUCCUGUCAAAUUGAACACAGCAGCCUGGCAGAGGGCAAGCUCUAUCAGUGGGAAAAUCUGAAAAGCAAUUGGCUGCAUUCCCAUCUUGGAAGUCUCAUUGCAUCAAUGGUCAUUCUAUUGGCUGUUAUUGUCGGGAUAGUCGGAAUAAUCAUCUGGAAAAGGUCACGGAGAGGUUCACCAAGUGGGACCUACACAACAGCUCCCACUUCUGAAGUCUCUGGUGCAGCUUCUUCAUGAUUCAGAAUGAUUAUAUUCAUUUACACAGCAGCAGCUUGUGGCUCUUGGAAUCAGCAGAUGUUGAGCUUCAAUUCACUGUGAACUGGGGGAGUUAUGACCAUCCAACUCCCCAACAAGCCUUCCCCAAACUAACCAGGAAGCUCAAAGUGAGGUUUAUUUCAUAUGUGUGUUUCAGAGCUGGAUGGUUGAUAAUGUCUGGGAGUGUUCAUUCCCCGGGAGGAGGGGGGGAUGGGUGAGGGGGAGUGUGAAGAGAGGGCCAGGCAGCUGCUGAGAAUCAGGAAUACUUCACUGACUGGUGACCCAGCAGCUAUUGGGGGGAGGAAAGGGCAGGCUCACCAGCUGAAUGACCCACACAAUCCUUGAGACGUUAUCAGGAGAGAAUCGUAAAGUGACCCCUGACCUGUCCACUCUCCAGGAAUGAGAUUUCAGCUUCAAGUCUAUCCUGCAAUUGGACAUGUUAAUGAUUAUACUGAGAUGAUAACUCUUGACAAAAAGUCAUUGCUCCUGAUCAAUCCUGUCAGAAUCUUUUAAACGAUGUCAGCUAUGUUUUGGUACAAUGUAAUUCUUGUUUGAAAAAUGAUACAGUGCUUGAAUAAUGAGAAUGUAAGAAAUGGGAAUAAGAUGAAAAUGGAUUUUAUUCCUGACUCUCUGUUCCCUCAGUCGCUUCCUGCAAGUCUGUGUCACACUCGUUCCAUCUGCAGGAACAAAAUUCCCGUCAGUUUGAAUGAUAUUCGGUCACCAGGGACAGUCCAAUCCUGGAAUGAAACCUGGGUUCGAGGUGGAAUAUUUGUAGAUGGGGUUCCCAUGCAGGCAGAUGUGAAGUGAAUAUUCCAGGAGUGAUGCAGCUGGUCAAACCACUCCGCUUGAAGCAAAACACAACUUAUUUACACCCUACAGUUGAAACAUGAACAAAAUAAAACAGAAUUCGGAAUAACAGCGAUUUGAAAACCCAACUGACCUGAGAUAGCAACUUAACUAAGGAGCUAUUCCAGUCCCUGUGAUGCUCCACAAACAUAUCUCUUGGCAAAAAGGAAUUUCAAACCCAGGUUCUUACAGGCAGAAGAGAUUGAAGAGAGAAGAGUCAGGCAAGAAAUAUCUGUUGAAGCAUGGAACCUUUUUUUUAAUUGUAGCGGCUUCUCUGCUACCAGCAAGUUCUGACUUCCUGCUGAAAACAAACCAAACUAGAAAAUGACCUGAGCUGGGAGAACUGGCUACUCCCCUGUCAUUGUUUAUAGUAACCGUUUGCAGACAUAUUGGCACCUCUGCCUUUACAACCCGUCUUGAAAAAAGCCGAGGACAGCUUUUAGGUGGACUUCAGUGUCAGGAUCUUGUUUCACCACCUGGUCUCCAUUGGCAGUGUCAGGUAGCUCAGGGGAUGGUGAUUCCAGAUCAUAAUGUGACCUGAGUAUUUGACCCACAUUUCAGGCAGACAGAGGGAUCCAAUGGGUGGAUAGGAAGAAGGAGGAAUUACAGCGAAAGGCAAAUAGACAUUGAUGCAAUGUUAAGAUAGCAACAGUACAUACAUGCACACACUUACACACACACAGACACACACAGACACACACAGACACACACAGACACACACACACACACACACUCACACACACACACACACACACACACAUACACAUGAACACACCGGAUCAUCAACGCCACACUCACAGGAAUCCGAUUCACGAGAGAGGAAGAAAAGGACAACCAGCUCCCAUUCCUAGACGUGAUGGUACAGAGAACAUCGAACGGAGAAUUCACCACAAAGGUAUACAGAAAAGCCACACACACAGACCAAGUCCUGAACUAUGAAAGCAACCACCCCAACACACACAAACGAAGUUGCAUCAGGACAUUAUUCAAAAGGGCCACAACACACUGCAGCACGCCUGAACUACAAAAAGAGGAAGAAGAGCACCUAUACAAGUUAUUCACCAAGAAUGGAUACCCGCGCAAUUUCAUCAACAGAUGCCUUAAGGAAAGACAACGAAAUGAGGACAUGCCACAACCCAAAGGACUGGCCACACUCCCAUAUAUCAGGAGCAUUUCUGAACUGACAGCCAGACUGCUGCGACCACUAGGACUCAUAACAGCACACAAACCAACAGCCACCCUCAGACAACAACUCACCAGGACAAAGGACCCGAUACCCAGCAUGAGCAAAACCAACGUAGUGUACAAAAUCCCAUGCAAGGACUGCACAAAACACUACAUAGGACAAACAGGAAGACAGCUAACAACCUGCAUCCAUGAACACCAACUAGCCAUGAAAUGACACGACCAGCUAUCCCUAGUAGCCAUACACUCAGAUGACAAACAACACGAAUUUGAUUGGGACAACACCACUAUUAUAGGGCAGGCCAAACAGAGAACAGCCAGGGAAUUCCUAGAGGCAUGGCACUCAUCCACAAAUUCUAUCAACAGACUCAUCGACCUAGACCCGAGAUACCGACCACUGCAGCGGACAGAAACUGACAACCGGAAGUGGCAGAUUCAAACCAGUAUAAAUGCCGGAGGAAUCAGCACAGAAGCGCUUCACAGGAGGCUCCCAAGCAUUGAAGAUGUCACCUAGAAAGGGGACGAAACGUUUGCAACAAAAACUCCCAGCUAGGCGAACAGAAUCACAUUAAACAACCCCUCAGUUCAAGUUUAGUCUGCACUGUUGACAGAACCCACAGCUACACAAACAGGGUUCGAAAAAGGUAUCCAAUUCCUUAAUUUGAAAAAAUACAACCAUCCUUGUAAAUCCCUGGGACUAAGAAACCCUGUCCCAAGCAGGUCCUCGUAGUUGGACCGUUCCAUACCACCUGUCCUUCGUGGGGAAGUUUAUGAAGAAAAACACCUUUGACCACAAGUCCAUUAGGAAGUGGUCAGCACGUAGUGUUCUCGAGACCCUUCGGGAAAAGGAGAGGGCGGAUCCUAUCGAGCGGUUCCCUGAGCAGACUGUCAAAGUCAUUUGGCAGAAUGCCUCAUCGCCUGAACUUUCCAACAAGCACCAAGACAUGGCUUGGCUGGUGGUUAGAAGGGCUCUACCUGUGAGAUCCUUUAUACACAUCCGGACUCUCAGCCGCACCGCAUGCUGCCCUCGAAGCGGCUGCGGGGGGCACGAGACUGUCACACACCUCCUUCUGGAAUGUGCCUACGCAGAAGAAGUCUGGCGAGGAAUGCAGUGGUAUUUGUCGAGGUUCGUCCCGAGCAGCGCCGUGAUGCGGGACUCCGUGCUCUACGGCCUGUUCCCCGGGACGCACACCGAGACGAACAUCAACUGUGCCUGACGAUCAUCAUCUCGGUGAAGGACGCUCUCUGGGCGGUCCGAAACCUGUUGAUCUUCCAGCUGAAGGAGUUGACCCCGACUGAGUGUUGCAGACUGGCACAUUCCAAGGUCCAGGACUACGUGUUGAGGGAAUCGCUGAAGCUUGGGGCAGCUGCCGCCAAGGCGCGGUGGGGAAAGACCACCGUGUAACAGCUGCCUGUCUAAAGAAGAUCGGGGGCCCAUGCAGUCGUUUGGGAUCUGCUGACGCCUCGGCUAAAUAUGUGGAUAGUAAUCGUACAGACCUGAAUAUAUGAAUGAUUACUGUCUCUGUAUGCAAAGAAAUUGAAUGUUUACAUAUAUAUGCUAUGACCGAUUGU